Molecule: messenger RNA, 1006 nt
Organism: Coffea eugenioides
Lineage: Eukaryota; Viridiplantae; Streptophyta; Magnoliopsida; Gentianales; Rubiaceae
Product: peroxisomal membrane protein 11B
Exons: 1
Coding region: 151-843 (230 amino acids)
Biological process (GO): peroxisome fission; regulation of peroxisome size
Cellular component (GO): peroxisomal membrane
Source: RefSeq, a predicted model, not a curated record
AUUAAUAUUAUCCGAGGACAAUAUUUUGUGGCUGCCCUUCAUUUUUUAAUCGAUUAACUAACUCCUUUGCCAGCCGUCAAUGGCCGAUAGCUCUUCCAACCAGCAGCAAUUGUUUAUACUCUGUUUCAAUUCUCUCACGCCUGAGCAGCCAUGAACGACAGAGUGGACAAGCUGGUGAUUUUUCUAGCCAAAAGAGAUGGCAUUGACAAGCUCGUCAAGACCUUUCAGUAUGUUUCCAAGCUGGUUCACUGGCACGUUGAGGCCACCCGCCCUGAGAUGGCCCAGAGGGCCAAGCAAUGGGAAGUCGCCUCUGGCUUAAGCCGGAAAGCUUUCCGCAGCGGCCGUUUUCUCACCGGCUUCAAUGCUCUUAGAAGAAAUCCAGGCUCAACCCCGACGCUCAAGUUCCUAGCCGUCCUUGCCAAUGGUGGGGAAAUGGUCUAUUUCUUCUUCGACCAUUUUCUCUGGUUGGCAAGAAUUGGUGUAUUGGAUGGGAAACUGGCUCGGAGGAUGAGCUUCAUAUCUGCGUUUGGCGAGUCAUUUGGUUACAUAUUCUUCAUAGUGUCCGAUUUCAUCCUGAUUACAGAAGGGAUCAGGGCAGAGAGAAAAUUACGAGUGGCUAAGGAGGAAGGUUCAAAGGAUGAAGAAGAGAAUACUAGCAGUAGUAUUAAGAAGAUCAGAGUGGAUAGAGUGAUGAGAUUGAUGGCGGUGGCAGCAAACGUGGCAGACCUUGUCAUUGCCUUGGCAGAUAUUGAGCCCAAUCCAUUUUGCAACCAUGCCGUUUCACUGGGAAUCAGCGGUUUGGUCUCUGCCUGGGCUGGUUGGUAUAGAAAUUGGCCCUCCUGAGCCUUGAUGGACUACUACUGUACUGACUGCAAGCAUACCAGAAUCAUUUCCAGUUGAAAAGUUAAUUGAAGAAGUCUUCAAUCUUGAUGCUGCUUUUAUGGUGUUUUAUUUACUCUGUAUGAGUUUGUCCUGUCGUUAUAUACAAGAAGAUUGAGUUUGUAUA